AUGAUAAUGAAGACUUAUUAUGAAGCCACUAACAUUAUUGAGAAAUUGGUAGAUAGUUGUGCUUAUCAUCAAGAAUUGAGUCAAAAUGGAUGGAUUUCAGCACCAAAAUGUGGAGGUCUCCUUAAAGUUAGUACUAUAGAACCAGAUAUAUGGAGAGAUAAAGUGGAGGGGGACAUUGGCAAGGUGGGCCAAGCUAUGGAGGAGCUUACCAAGCAGAUGAAGAAUAUGAUGAAUCCUUCUUCUAACUUUACCUCAUUCUCUCCAAUCUCUAAGCCAUCUUUUCUUUGUUCCAUUUGUGAGAGUUAUGAUCAUACUAAUGACAUUUGCCCUACUCUUGAACAAGUUAAUGCAUUUGAGAGAAACACUCAAAUGCAAGGAGUUUGGAAUCAAAGAGGAGGUUAUGGCAAUCAAGGAUGGAAUAAAGAGGGAAACAACAACUACCAGCCACGUCCAUAUCAUCAACAAAAUUAUCAGAAUUUUCAGAACUUUGCUCCUAACCCUUGCUCAAAUUUUACUUCUAGUUUUCAGGAUGCAUCUUCUAACUCUAUGAUAGAUCUUUUGAAAUAGGUAAUGAUGAAGUAGGAUGAAGUGCUAGAGUAGAACAAGAUGAUAUAGAUCAGAAUUGAGCAACUAGAGAGGCAAAACCAUGGGCAUGAAGGGCAAAGUUUCCAAGGGAACUUCAAAGGAGAAAAGAACAAAGGUAAAAUGGAUCAUGUGGGUUAAAAUACCCAAAAUUCAGGUCAACUCCCAACCCAGCCUUGUGUUAAUCCUAGAAAUGUUUCCUAUAUUGAUCAUGCUAAUGAUUAUUCACAUCAUGUUGAUUUAAAUGAAAAUAUUUUUUGUGAAGAAGAACAUCAUGAGCAUGAAUUUGUGAGUGGAAUUUCGAGAUUUAGGAAUGGGAAGGAAUUACCUGAUCCAUUUGAACCUAGAUCUUUUGAAGAGCUUAAUGAUGUGAAAAAUGAGGAAGUUGAUGAUGUUUUGAUGAAAAUUCUUGAUGAACAUAUAGAAAAAUCAGCCAUACCUGAACCUGAUCCAAAAGUUUAUGUGCCUCCUAUUCCAUUUCCCCAAGCUUUAAAGUCUUCCAAAGUCCCUCCUAAUGAUAGUCAAUUGCUUAAAAUUUUUAAGUAACUAUCACUUUCCCUUUGGUAGAUGCUAUUCAGAAUAUCCCUUCUUAUUCUAAGUUUCUUAAAAAUCUUUGUACUCAGUCGAUAAAGCAGAAGAUGAUACAAUUAUCUAAAAGUAUUAGUUCCAUUUUAUUGAAUCAGCUUCUUAGGAAGAGAAGGAAUCCAGGAGCCCCACUUAUUAAAUGUGUAAUUGGGGGAAUGAUUUUUGGUAGAACACUUUUGGACACACUGGAGAGUGUGAAUAUUAUACCUAAAGCUAUUUUUGAUAAAUUUAAAUUUGGUGAAGUAGAGCCUAUCUUUAUUGAGCUACAACUAGCAGAUGGAUCAAUUAGACAACCAAUUAGGAAGCUAGAGGAUGUGAUUGUGAGAGUGGAAAAUUAUUGUUUUCCUGUUGACUUUAUUGUUGCUGAUAUGAAGGUUAUUGAGAAUUUGAGCCAUGCGCCCAUAAUUCUAGGUAGACCUUUCUCAGCUACAUCUCAAGUUAGUACAGAUUUUGGAAAAGGAAUUGUCAAAAUUAAAGUAGGAAAGAAAAGGUGA
Messenger RNA from Spirodela intermedia, 1661 nucleotides. Lineage: Eukaryota; Viridiplantae; Streptophyta; Magnoliopsida; Alismatales; Araceae. The record is from the annotation of a GenBank genome assembly.